Rana temporaria (common frog) is the source of this 2331-nucleotide messenger RNA. It is a transcript of the gene ATG14, whose product is annotated as autophagy related 14. The coding region runs from base 16 to 1551 and encodes 511 amino acids. NCBI's taxonomy places the organism in Eukaryota, Metazoa, Chordata, Amphibia, Anura, Ranidae. Gene Ontology annotation, cellular component: extrinsic component of omegasome membrane; phosphatidylinositol 3-kinase complex, class III; autophagosome. Gene Ontology annotation, biological process: autophagosome assembly; cellular response to starvation; mitophagy. The record is from RefSeq and is a predicted model, not a curated record. The transcript has 10 exons.
CCCCAUUCUCCCAGCAUGCUCUCGGUUGAAAACAAAGUCCCACGUGACAGCUGGAGAGACGGCGCUGUCAUGGCGUCCCCCGGUGGGAAGGGAACCCGGAGCUGGCAGGAGGUGGCGGGCGGAGGGAUCCCCCGGAGAGACGCCGAGCUGGUGAACUCGGUGGAGGACGCGGAGGGGCUGUAUGUGGCGGUGGAGCGCUGCCCGCUGUGUAAUACCACCCGCCGGAGACUUACCUGCGCCAAGUGUGUCCAGAGCGGAGAUUUCGUUUUCUUCGACGGCCGGGACACCGAGAGUUUUGCAGACAAGAGGGAGAGAUUAAAUCACUUAAGAGAAACACAGCUGGAUUUUCAAAAACAAGUUGCAACUGUCAUAGAGGGGAAGCUGGUGACAGAUAAGCUGAAAUGGAAGAUCAUGUCUUGUAAGAUGAGGAUUGAACAACUAAAGCAGAGCAUAUGGAAUGGAAAGGAUGAAAUUGCAAAGAAUUCAGAGCUGUUGUCCAAGUCCAGAAAAUACAACCAAGAACUUUACCUCAGAAGCCAAAGGCACCAGGAGAAGAAAGAGAAGAUUCAGAGGCGCAAUUACAAGCUCAGCGUGAUCGUGGAGAAGCGGAAUAAAGAUGUGAAGAAUCGGCAUGGGGAGUUGGCCUGUCUGAGGCGCUCACAUAUACUAGAACUGACUUCAGUGAUAUUCCCUACAGGAGAAGUGAAGAAUAUAACAAGGGAUCCUGCAGACGUGUCAUUUGAGAAUGACAAUGCAAUGACCUCUAGCACUGUGAGCAAGCUGGCAGAAGCUAGGAGGACCACCUACCUUUCUGGCAGAUGGGUGUGUGAUGAUCACAAUGGAGAUACCAGCAUUAGCAUUGCUGGACCUUGGAUCACCCUACCCAACAAUGGGGAUUAUUCUGCUUAUUACAACUGGGUAGAGGAGAAGAGGAGUGCACAGGGACCUGAGAUGGAGCACAAUAAUCCUGCAUACACAAUCAGUGCUGCCUUAUGCUAUGCAACCCAACUGGUCAACACUCUGUCACACAUAUUAAACGUCAACCUUCCCAGAAAGCUGUAUAAUAGUGAGUUUUGUGGAGAAAAUUUGAGCAGAUGGAAGUUUAACCGGGCAGUGAACAAACUGAAUUCCAACAUCUUAUAUCUAUGUUUUUCUCAGCAUGUGGACUUGGACCUCCUGCACCCACUACAUACACUCAGGAACCUCAUGUACUUGGUCAGUCCCAAUAGUGAAAACCUGGGAAGGUCCGGGCCAUUUGAAAUUAGUGCAGAUCUGGAAGACUCUAUGGAAUUUGUAGAUCCAAGCGGAGCCGGCGAAAGUGAUGAGAGUGGAGAUGAACACAUAACCGAUGAAGAGACAGAUCUGGGAACGGACUGGGAGAACCUGCCAAGCCCCAAGUUCUGCGAUAUCCCCUCCCAGCCUCUGGAGAUGUUGGACAGUCAGAGUACAAUGAUGUCUCAACCUAUAGCCAGCAGUAGCGCCGGAGGUAUGAUCUCCUCUGCUGCCGCUUCAGUCACCUCGUGGUUUAAGGCAUACACUGGUCAUCGUUAACGGGAGGUGGAUUGAAAGAUUUACCUCUCCUUUUUAACUUUUUACCUUGGCAAGUUAAAGUCUGACAUGUACAGAGAACGAAUCUCUGCAACUGUGUUUCCUAGCUGUUUGAUUUCCUUUUAAUAGGGGAAGAACUUUGAUCACUCAAAUGAUUGUGUGGAAAUCAAUAUUGGAGCCUGUGCCCUGUAAGAAGAAAUGGUUUCUUUUAGUCGAGAAUAUAUCAACGCUCUGUAACAUUUCCCAAGAAAGCAAUCUUCCAAAUAUUGAAACAAUUUUUAAAAAUUUUGCACUAAAAAAAAAAAAAAAGCUGUUCAGCCAGUUACUUUGUUAUAUAGUUCUUUUGUGAUUUGGACUUAAUACAUUGGGAUUACUCUAGUUUUUGGCUUUGGAAUUCUGCAUUUGAAAUUUGUUGAUUGAGGAGCCAGAAUUUAACUGAUAGGUAACAAAUGUAUGCAAAAGCUCACCUACCUGCACAGAAAGUUUAUGUCGCACUGUGAUUACAUCACUAUCUUAUGAUAAACUAUAUUAGGCUGAGGAGGGGCUGCACUGCACAGCUUCACUGGCAUGAUUAUCGAAAAGCUAGCUGUACAUGCCAAACCUCAGCUCGGAACAGAAGAUGAUGAAAUCUGUUUAAUAAUAACAUGACGCAUACGCGUACAGUUGUAACAAAGUCUGUGAACCUCAAGAAAUUUUAUAUAUGAAUGGCUUAUGGAAUGUGAUUUUUGUUUCUCUAAUUCAAUUAUUUAAAUUGCCUUAUUUAAAGCCCAAAUUUUACAUCCA